Cyprinodon tularosa is the source of this 1595-nucleotide messenger RNA. It is a transcript of the gene irag3a, whose product is annotated as inositol 1,4,5-triphosphate receptor associated 2. Gene Ontology annotation, cellular component: endoplasmic reticulum membrane. The transcript is spliced from 12 exons. The record is from RefSeq and is a predicted model, not a curated record. NCBI's taxonomy places the organism in Eukaryota, Metazoa, Chordata, Actinopteri, Cyprinodontiformes, Cyprinodontidae. The coding region runs from base 353 to 1537 and encodes 394 amino acids.
CCAUGAGCCUCUUGGGCGAGUGACCCUGCACUGCUUUGACUGUGGAUCUCUUAAUGGGAUUAUCUAUUCUCAGGACAGGAGAAAGAAAGGAGGAGAGAGGAGAAUGUACCAAGGACAGACAGUAAACCCUUCACUGUGAAGACGAACUGAAAAAAGCUCAAUUAGCUGAAGCAGACUUCUGGUUUGUUCUGGUUCACAUUGAGACCGACGCACUGAUGGGGACAGCGGCAGGUCAAAUGAUUUCCCACCAACUGUCACUUUUAUUUCAUUUCACAUGUUUAAUUUGAAUGCCCCAAUGUUUCUUUAGAGGUUUCCACCUGAAACAAAAACAGACGGACACAGUUCAUCCAAUAUGCCGGACAGCGACGAAAGUGAGGAAGAGACGGGUCAGGAGGAACCAUCGGUGAAGAGCUGGAGUGAUAUGUCCAUCAUAGAGCGAGUAGGCCUCAACAGCUUGGACAUGACAGAAAAGGACUUGGAGACGGCCUUCUCUCAGAUCGCCCUGGCUUUUCGCUGCGACCAGUACACCCUGAGACAGAGGCUGCAGUCAGAGGAGCACGCUCGCAACCUGGCCGAGGAGAACAUCCACCUGGAGCUCACACGAGGCAGGGAGACUCUGGAGACCUUGAAGGGCCUGUGUUUGGACAGUAAGCGCAGCAGCAUCCUGCAGAGGCUGGAGUUGUGUCUGGACAUCCUGGGUGGGACGGUUGAGCGAAUCUCCAGCACAGCAGAGGUGCUUGGCGCUGUUCACCAGGAGGCUCGAGUGAGUCGUGCUGUGGAGCUCAUGGUGGCUCAUGUGGAGAGUCUGAGGAGACGUCAUGACAGACAUUUAGCUGAGCUUGAAGAAGCUAAAAAGACAGUGGAGCAGCAGCAGUUGAACUCCAGCCGGCACAGCAUUAAUCCAAGAAUCAUCUCAGCAGAUCCAGAAAGUGAUAGAAAGAGGAGAAACUCUAAUCAGAGCAUCUUACGUCGUAGAGUCAGUGCAUCGAUUAUUUCUAGCCCAGCUCAGGAGAAGAAAAAGCUAGAUUUAAGGAAGUGGACCUCCUCCUGCAAGAAGCAGUCCCCUCCACUUUUGUCUCCUUCCCUGAGUUUAGAUUCUUGCAGCUCUGUCUUCACUUCUGGGGACAGCCACUUAAUGGAUGAAAGGUUCUGUUACAGGCAGGCAGACCCAGAUCGAGCAUGUACUACCUUUCCAGAUCUUUCUGCUCCCACCCCAGGGAGCCCAUCAACUGAAGAAGUGAUUCCUCCAAGUACACAGAGCAAAAGUCUUCGUUACAGCCUCUCUCUGGAUUCUCUGCAACAAAGACAGAAAGCCAAAGCAGCCGUUUUAAGCAAAGGAAAAGACAGAAAGGCACAAAGUAUUCAGAGACAAAUCUCCAUAGGCACGUAUGGGUCCCCUUGUAAGCAGGAUCCUCUGGCGGUCCGGUUGCAUCGCUGCCGAUGGGCGCGCUGCUACACCAACCUGCUGGUGCUCCUCUGUGUGUUGAUGCUGACUUACGUAAUGUGGAAGCUUCAUGAAGAGGAGCCUGAGCCAUGACUGGAAAAUCAUUAUUCUCUGCAUAGAUUCUUUAAGAAAUAAAACCCAUUCCCAUUUC